AUGAAUCGGUCAUGUGUUCAAUUAAAGGAUUUACCUGAUGAACUUCUUAUAUUCAUUUUCAAACAAAUGAAUAAUAUUGAAGUUUUUUAUACUUUAUUCGGUAUCAAUGAGCGAUUGGAUUUAAUUCUACAAGAUUCAAUAUUUACAAAUCGUUUGAAUUUCUUGAAAAGGUCUUCAAAGAAAUUUCUCAACAUAUUUUCUCCUGAUAUUAUAUUUGAUCGAUUUUGUUUACAAAUUUUACCAGCAGUUCGUGAGAAAAUCCAAUGGCUUGAUGUUGAAUCAUCAUCUCUGAAACAAAUUCUAUGUGCUGCUGAUUAUCCUAAUUUAUAUCGACUGGGUCUAUUCAAUAUCGAAGAAGAAACAAUUAAAAGUCUUUUCACUGUUAAAGAAACAUUCAUUGAUGGACAUAAUUUGAAAAAUAAAAUUAUUAAUCAUAUGUCACAAUUAAAUAAAUUCACAUUUAAUAUUUGUUCGAUUAUGAGAAUUAAUAAUCAAAUAAUUUUACUAUCAAAAGAAGAUAUUCAAAAUACAUUCAAAGAUUUUCAAUAUACACAAAUGAUAUGUUAUAUGGAUCAUUUUCGAAAGAGAAAAGAAUGUCAAUGUCAUGUAUAUACAUAUCCAUCUCAAAUGUCAUAUUAUCAAUAUUUAUCAAAUCAAUUUCCAGGUGGAUAUUAUUCAUAUGUUCGUUUUGUAUCAUUAUAUGAUGAAUAUCCUUUUGAACAUGAAUUUUUUCUUCAAAUAGCUCAAUCAUUUCUAUUUAUAGAAAAAUUAGUUUUAAUUAAUCGCGAACCACAACAACACAAACAAUCUUAUAAAUCUAUGAAUGAUAAUUGUCAUUUAUCAAUUGUUGAAUAUUCUCAUCUUAUUGAACUUAACAUUGAACAGGUUCAUGAUGAUUAUGUUGAAGAAUUUCUAUGUGAUACAAAAACAUGUUUUCGAAAGAAUAUUCGUCUUGAUAUUGUUGAUAAAACUUUGUUAAGAGUAACAAAACAUUUUACAAGAAAAGAUACUCGAAGGAAUUGUAUCAAGGUAAACAGUUUAUUACCGUGGAGUGAGUGGAGAUCUUUGAAAUCUUUUCAAGAAUAUUUUCCUUCUGUAAGAAGAACUGAUUAUAUUUGUUCAUUUUUUAUGUAA
Rotaria sp. Silwood1 is the source of this 1134-nucleotide messenger RNA. The record is from the annotation of a GenBank genome assembly. Lineage: Eukaryota; Metazoa; Rotifera; Eurotatoria; Philodinida; Philodinidae.